Aplosporella prunicola CBS 121167 is the source of this 162-nucleotide messenger RNA. RefSeq lists its product as uncharacterized. The annotation marks the transcript as partial. The record is from RefSeq and is a predicted model, not a curated record. The transcript has a single exon. NCBI's taxonomy places the organism in Eukaryota, Fungi, Ascomycota, Dothideomycetes, Botryosphaeriales, Aplosporellaceae.
CUCAGUGACAUGAGAAGCAAAAACAAAACAUACAACAGCUGGGAUUCGCUAGUGGUCACCCACCUAACUACUAAUCAGCCGGUUCACAGCUUAAAUUUGGCAGAGCGGACGGGAUGCCUUGCAUUCUGUGACCUAUGGUCGUAUGUGACAGAGAUGUUUUGA